Messenger RNA from Manacus vitellinus (golden-collared manakin), 773 nucleotides. Its product is annotated as histone H2A-IV. The record is from RefSeq and is a predicted model, not a curated record. Gene Ontology annotation, cellular component: nucleosome. Gene Ontology annotation, molecular function: protein heterodimerization activity; DNA binding; structural constituent of chromatin. Lineage: Eukaryota; Metazoa; Chordata; Aves; Passeriformes; Pipridae. The transcript is spliced from 2 exons.
AUGGCUGCGAACGUGCGUCUGCCACAAAUCACUACAACAGCUCCACGUCCCGGCAUCAGCUUUGUUCACUCUCAUUGGGCAAAAUAAAAGGCAUCACCAUUCCUCAAUAGCCUGGUUUUAUUGGUCAGAAUUCGAUUCGCCUCGUCAUUGGCUGCUCAGACGAGACCUACUUCUCAGCCUAUCAGCGAAGGGACGAGGUACUAAAGCGGGGCUGUAGACGGGGAGCGCCGUCUGCCCACUCGGUCCUGCAGCGAGUUGUUCCAAGCGGCGAGCGAGCCAGGGAAGAUGUCCGGGCGCGGGAAGCAGGGCGGGAAGGCGCGGGCCAAGGCCAAGUCGCGCUCGUCGCGGGCCGGGCUGCAGUUCCCCGUGGGCCGCGUGCACCGCCUGCUGCGCAAGGGCAACUACGCCGAGCGGGUGGGCGCCGGCGCGCCCGUCUACCUGGCGGCCGUGCUCGAGUACCUGACGGCCGAGAUCCUGGAGCUGGCGGGCAACGCGGCCCGCGACAACAAGAAGACGCGCAUCAUCCCCCGCCACCUGCAGCUCGCCAUCCGCAACGACGAGGAGCUCAACAAGCUGCUGGGCAAGGUGACGAUCGCGCAGGGCGGCGUGCUGCCCAACAUCCAGGCCGUGCUGCUGCCCAAGAAGACCGACAGCCACAAGGCCAAAGCCAAGUAAACGAAAAAGAAAAGCGGCACGUUGUCUCCUCCGGAGAAAAUAAUCCAAAGGCUCUUUUCAGAGCCACCCACAAAAUCAUAAGAGAGCUCAGUUAUCCA